AUGUCUUUUGUUUCCGGGGACGACGUCGCAAUCAGACGGCGGAUCUUCAAUUCGAUCCUGCUCCUCUGUGCCUUUGUCGGGCUGCCGCUGUGGUACGUCACCACGUCCGUGCACCGCGUCGAGCUGCCGGCCGCCCAGAUCUACAGCUUGUCGUCGCAGCUGUCCUCGUUUGUCAGUUACGAGAUCCCCGUGUACGUGGAGGUUCCCACGACGGCGUCUGGCGUGGUUGCCGAGGCGCAGCAGCAUCUGGACUCUCUGCUGAAGUCCUACAACCUGCCAAUUUCGUGGCACAUCGUCCUCAGAACCGGCACCGGAGGAGACCGCGACUACAAGGUGGAGCUCGUGAUGGACGGGGAGUCGGACAAGAUCUACGUUUCUCCGUUCGAAGACCGCAAAAUUAAGCUGUACGCGUCGCCGACGGUGAUAAACAGCAACAAAGUCGCCGACCUCAUAGCGCGCAUGUUGGUGCAGGACGUGUUUGCAGACGAGAUCCAGAUGUUUGCGCGCUACGACCAGCCUGCGUCGGCAAUUAAAAUGCCGUACUCGCCCAGAUACCACGUCACCCUGUCGCUGUUGCAGGGCGGUAGCGACCCCAUCGCCUGGGACAUCGAGCAGGCCGCCCCGCUGUUCGAGAACUACCUGCACAGUUUGUCGCCGUACGCGAACUUCACGCUCGACUCGCAGGUCCAGCACUACAACAAACUGUCAGACAACAUAGCCCUGCGGUACGACGACGAGCAGAAGGCGUUUCUGCUCAAAGAGGCCGACACAUCCACAUUCAUCGACUACUCCGAAUGGGGCCUCGACCAGAACACGCAGUCGGUGCCGGUGAUCAAUUUUGUGGCGUACGUUCCUGCGUCGGCGGUGCGGCCUAUUAUCAUCGAAAACUCCGUGUCAAACUCGUUUAUUGUGCCGCAAUGGGGAGGCGCAGCAAUACUCAACACCGACAAGCAGGUGCUCGAGUACGGCGACCUGUUGCCCGUGAUGGAGAUCUUUGCCUCGCAGCUGUUCCAGCUGGUGGGCGCGCCGUCAAAGCCCAAGUCGCCAGCAAUCAGAACCGACAUCCUCACCAGAGUCCAGUCGCUGCAAAACAUGCACAAGUCGAUCGACAACCUCAUCUCUCUGUGCAAGCUGUGUCAGCAAUUACCUAAUAUCAGUGUUCCUGACAGCACGCGUGAACAAGUGGAACACGCCAUAGAGAGAAUAAUAGAAGCUGCAGCCGCUGCCAGAAACGGCAAUUGGGCUUUGGCCAACUCUCUGGCAGCCAAGGCUUAUGUGCUCUCGGACAAGGCUUUUUUCCAGAAGGACAUGGUGCAGCAGAUGUAUUUCCCUGAGGAGCACAAGAUGGCUGUGUACACGCCGCUACUUGGCCCCUUUGCCACGAUAAUGCUGCUGGGCCUCGUGCGGCUGGUAAAUGAGGAGCGUGGGAGUGCGAAACCCAAAGAAGCGUAA
Ogataea angusta is the source of this 1452-nucleotide messenger RNA. RefSeq lists its product as uncharacterized. The record is from RefSeq and is a predicted model, not a curated record. Gene Ontology annotation, cellular component: GPI-anchor transamidase complex. Gene Ontology annotation, biological process: attachment of GPI anchor to protein. Lineage: Eukaryota; Fungi; Ascomycota; Pichiomycetes; Pichiales; Pichiaceae. The transcript has a single exon. Bases 1 to 1452 code for a protein of 483 amino acids.